UGCGAGUGUAGACUGCCUGUACUUCUGCUUCUCUAUAUAAUCUGGAUUACUGGAAUUGCAUAAUCAUGCGGGGAGACGUGGAGGUGUAGCUCGUACUACAGGAGGUGGUUUUGCUUUGGGUGUUUCGUGACACGAGAAACAGAGACUGAAUCCUCGCCGCCGCGGGUCUUUAGUCGGUUCUCGCGGCUGCAGUCGAGAACCUCGUGUUGGUCUACAUUUUGUGCUUUUUGUAUAUGCAUACCUAUAUAGGGCAUCUCAUUUCAGGCCGCAGUUUUGCUGAAAUUCGCCAGCGCGCACGAAAAUCCGCCGCUGUGUAAACAGCCACACCUGCCCGGGCCCUUCGUAAUCCUCUUGCUACCAACGACCGUCACGAUUCUGGCGAAAAACGUGUCGGCGCAGAGCAAAGGUGGAGGCGUCGGGCGCAUUGUAAGAUAAGCCUAACGGUUUAUAUAUAAAGCGUCGAGAAGCCGGCAGUCGGAGAACAGUCGUCGGUUCGCCUUGACCCUGACCAGAGGAGAAGAAGAAGAAGUAAGUCGAGUGGAGUUUUCGAGUUAAUAUAACCUAGUGGCGGUGAUAGAUUUUCAGUGUUUGCACAGCUCUAUUAGGAGGAUUUGGAAUCACGGUCACGUUUGUCGAGAUUCGUUUUUUAACAGAGCCAGAACCAUGGGAGCUUCCAGGCGCAUCAAUGCGCUGUGCGUCGUGGCCUUUGCGCUGUUUGCAGCCGCUGCUGCUCAACAAUGCUCAACCAAGUUAAACGGCAACUUAAUUCUCGCUGAGGCGGGUUCAAUCGUCAAGGUCGACGCCUCUGGCCAGAACCGCGAGGUACUGACAAGCUCGGUGAACCAGGCCAUCAGCUUAGACUUCGACUACCAGAGGAACAUUCUUUACUGGGCCGAUCUCGAGUCAGCCGAGAUUUACGCUCUUGAUGAGAGCGCUUCCAAACCACGAGUCGUCGUGCCCAAGCAGAAGCAGUGGCUGCCCUUCAGUCUCGCUGUCGACUCUGUCACCGAGAAGCUUUAUGUAGGCGAUGGAUUUUCCGGUACCGUAAGGAUCUUCGAUUUGAAGAAUGAGAAGCUCGAUGGUAUCGUUGUGGGCAACAACCUGCGCGAGGUCAGGAGUAUUGGAAUCGACGUUAACGCCGACUAUCUCUUCGUUAAUGAUAGGUACCAGAUCUUGAGAACCGAUCUCGACGGCUCGAACCGAAAGGUUUUAUACGAGUACGAGACAGAAGAUGAAAACGAGGUUGUGCCACCCCAGCAUAUCCGUCAGCCUAUUUCUGUCUUCCGCAUUCUCGUUGAGCCUGAAGCCAAACGUCUAUACUGGAUCGACUCUUUGGCCCGCAACAUAGUAAGCAGCGACUACGAUGGCCAGGACAGGAAGAUCGUGUUCCAGGCCCGUGAUGGCCAGCCCAUUUCAGAGUCUCUCGGCUCAUUGGCCAUCCAAGGCGACUACCUCUACUGGUCCGACGUUGAAAACAACGUCGUCUACAAGAUCGACCUUCAGUCUAGCAGCAGCAGCAGCAUCCUUAACGUUGCGCCUAUGUUCGUCAAGGCCAUCUCUUGCCCAAGUCAGAAAUCUAUUUCCAACCCCUGCGCUCAAAACAACGGCGAGUGCGAGCAGCUCUGCGUACUAUCCAAGGAUAGCAAAAGCAAUCGCAAGUGUGCCUGCCAGGUCGGCUACGAGCUAGCCAAGGAUCAAAAAUCUUGUAUCAAGGUGCGCAACUUCUUGCUCUUCACCCAGGAAAAUUAUAUCCGAGGACAGAGUUUCAAUACCGACGGUGAGGCUCACGAUGAUGUGAUCAACCCCUCGCAGUUCCCUGUAGGCACUCUGGCGUUAAUAGAUUACAAUGCCGAGGCCAGGGUUGUAUACCACAAUGGAAUCUUUCCUCAAAACCACCUGUACCAGGUAAAUCUGGAUAAUAGAAAGGAAAGUCAACUUGAGCCCAAUCUUCUCAGUAAAGAUGUUAGGUGGUUGGCAUAUGACUGGGCAUCGAAGAACCUCUAUUACUUUACCUACUACUACGACAACCAGAUCACUCUCAGUGUGUUGAACGUUGAAGAUCCGACCUACAGUAAAAUCAUAGUCGAUGAUGUACAGAGGCUUGUAGCUGGAUUGGCAGUUCACCCACAUAAAGGAUACAUUUAUUUUGGACAAAACGUCGAUGACAAUUAUGCCAGGAUUGUUCGCGUAAAUAGCGAUGGAUCUGAUCUUAAAGUCGUGGUCGACUUGGGUAAAGGCAUAACCAUCUCUGGCCUGGCCAUCGAUUUGGAAGAGGACAGACUUUACUGGAGCCAACAUCCGCUAUCCGAAGACGAAUACAUUUCCACCCUGCGCAACUCUGACCUGGAUGGCGGUGAUGUCAUCUCUGUCAGUUUGCCCGAGAAUCUUUCCUUCUCUGAACUAUCUAUUCAAAAAGAUUACAUCUAUGGCAUUAACGCUUCCCAAACUCAACUUCUCCGUCUUAGUAAAAGGAAUCUUAGCAACAAAGUCGUUCUGGUCAGAGACAGUCCACCAGGUACUCUGAGUGGUCUCAAGCUUAUCAGCAAAGAUAUUCAGAGUGUCAAACCUGAUCAUCCUUGCGCCGUCGGCAACCACCAGUGCGCAAAAUUCUGCUUCGCUGUCGAGGGCAAGGCAGUCUGCGGAUGUCCGUACGGCGAGAAGUUAGAUGUCGACGGAAAGACGUGUAUCGAUAACAGCAAGGUUGAACCACCUUUCAAGCCCUGUAGCGCAAGCUACAAGUGCAAUAAACAGACUGUUUAAGUCAUUGAGAAAGUGACGAGACUUUAUGUGCCAUACGACGAGAAUAUAACAAACAUUUUUGUUGAUUGGUCAUGAGAUAAUUGUUAAGUUAAAUUUUAUAUACAGUUGAAGAGCUGUGAGUGUUGACUGAAAUAAAGAUUUAUUCUUAAA
Nasonia vitripennis (jewel wasp) is the source of this 2910-nucleotide messenger RNA. Its product is annotated as low-density lipoprotein receptor-related protein 2. Lineage: Eukaryota; Metazoa; Arthropoda; Insecta; Hymenoptera; Pteromalidae. The transcript is spliced from 6 exons. The record is from RefSeq and is a predicted model, not a curated record. Bases 664 to 2760 code for a protein of 698 amino acids.